GUUGCGGGGAGUCUAAAAUGUUUACAUGUCUAUGAGGCUACCUCUAUUAUCUAUCAACGUUGGUUAUAACUUAUAAUCUUGACACUGGACAGUGACGAGGGAUUACUAGUGGAUAGAGAUCGAUAAGAUACUAGAUACGAGAUAGGCAGUUUGGCGAGUGACGACACAUGACCAUUUAAGGGAAGCUUGAUCUCGUUGCUCGAUGCUGUCAACAGAGGCUCUAACAAGUUAAGCUUUGUUUCUGUUGUUGUUGUUGUCGUCGUCGUCGUYGCUGUCGUUUAGGUUUUGAUUUGAGAACGAUAAAAUUUGAACGGGUGAAAUGGCGUUGACCGGCUGCUAUGCGUUCAUGAAGCACGUAGUUACCCUGCUAAAUAUCCUGUAUCUGUCUUGUGGCCUAUUAUUAAUGCUACUUGCAGUAUGGAUGUGGAUAGAUCCUACAUUUUCCCUGAGUAUGGUACAAGAUGAAGCCAGUUAUUACACAGGUGUAUAUCUUAUUCUAUUUGUUGGAACAUUACUUCUGAUCGUUGGAUUUCUUGGUUGUGCAGCUGCAAUAAGUGAAUCUCAAUGUUCACUCAUUCUUUAUUUCUGUCUAUUACUUGCUGUACUUGUGGCUCAAAUAUCAGCUGCUGUGUGGAUGUAUGCAAAUAAUGAUAAAUUAGUUGAGUUAGUUCGAUAUACUGUUAAAACGACUGUUCAAUCAGAAUAUGGUUMAAUUGAAGGGCGCACAGAAACAUUUGAUGCUAUACAGAGUGGUUUUGAAUGUUGUGGUGCAUCAGGCCCAUCUGAUUGGGCUGGGAGCAAAUAUAACAACCCACGGACAGAAAGUUUAGAACUUGCAAUAAGUUCUCCAGAACAAUCAUAUAAAAUUCCUGCUUCUUGUUGUAAAGGUGAUCCUAAACAAUGUGUAGAUGCUCAAACUGCUGUUGCUUCAGGACCAAUUUCUGAAUUCAUUUAUUCUGAGGGAUGCACUGAAAAAUUAUUGUAUACAUCGCGGAAGAGUAUGAUUAUAUUCCUUGUAUUACUUGUGGCAAUUGGAUCAGUCGAGUUCUUUGGUUUAGUUUUGGCAUUAAUAUUAUGUUGUGCUAUAAGAGCAGUCAACACAUACAAAAAUUAAAUUCUGAUGUCAAUUUUUCUAUAAUCUUAUACAAAAAAGCUUUAAAUAUAUUUUAAAAAUAUAAUUUACUAAUAAUUAUUAAUAAUUGUCAAUUUGAAUAGAUUUUCUAUUGUUAUUGCUUAAUAAUUCAUUGACUAACAUUUGAAAUAAAAUAAGUAAAUUGUUUUACUUUAUCCUAUUCAGUCAAUGUUCAGAUAACUAUACUCUUAUGUUAUCCUUACAUCACUUUAUACGCUCCAUCCAGUGUUCAAAUUAAAUUUAGCAUCUUCCAUUUCAAUUAUAUUGUGUAAACCAUUUUUUUACAUCACAA
Messenger RNA from Diuraphis noxia (Russian wheat aphid), 1424 nucleotides. Its product is annotated as CD9 antigen-like. The record is from RefSeq and is a predicted model, not a curated record. Gene Ontology annotation, cellular component: plasma membrane. Lineage: Eukaryota; Metazoa; Arthropoda; Insecta; Hemiptera; Aphididae.